UCACAUCAUGAGUUACACAAGUGGGCGUGUGUAUAUAACUGCAGCGCGUGUUUGUGAAAAGUAAAGCAUUGAGAAAUGUCGUCCGUCAAUUUGACUAAGUUAGCAGCUAACCAGCUGAAAAACAGCACGUCUGGAGAGAUGGUGGAGGUGAGCUCUCUGUGGCGGGAACAGACGGUGAUCCUCUUCUUCCUGAGGAGGUUUGGUUGUCAGGUGUGUCGAUGGAUGGCAGCAGAGGUCAGUAAACUAGAAAAGGACCUGACAUCUAAUGGUGUCGCUCUGGUUGGUGUUGGACCUGAAGAGCUGGGACUUAAGGAGUUUAAGGAUGGAGGAUUUUUGAAGGGAGAAAUCUACAUUGAUGAGAAGAAACAAUGCUACAAAGAUUUGGGCUUUAAAAGGUACAAUGCCAUUAAUAUAGUUCCUGCUGCAAUGGGAAAGCAAGUACGAGAAAUCGCCUCAAAGGCUAGCGCUGAAGGAAUUCACGGAAACUUUAGCGGGGAUCUUCUGCAAAGCGGUGGCAUGCUCAUAGUCGCUAAAGGUGGAGAGAAGGUUCUGCUUCAUUUUGUCCAGAAAACACCAGGAGACAGUGCAUCUCUUGAGGACAUCACCAAAGCUCUUGGGAUUUCAACCAGUAUCCAGGCUGGUGAAAAGCCACAGUGUAAUGAAGAUGUUUGCACCAGAUAGAAGAUUCAUCUUCAGGUGAUGACUGAAGAGCUCCACACUUUGAUGGAUGAACCUCAUGAGUGUUUUCAAAAUCAAAUGAAGAUGAACAUAUUCUUACAAAAUGUGACUGUAAUUUUAUAAAUGUAAUUAUUUCAUCAAAUUCUUUAAAAUGGCUCUGAUUAUUUAUCAAUUUACCGAUUUGUAAAUGUGUGCAGGUCUUUGUCUGUGUAAUAGUUAGUGUUUGUUAGUAA
Messenger RNA from Paramisgurnus dabryanus, 911 nucleotides. It is a transcript of the gene prxl2b, whose product is annotated as peroxiredoxin like 2B. Lineage: Eukaryota; Metazoa; Chordata; Actinopteri; Cypriniformes; Cobitidae. The record is from RefSeq and is a predicted model, not a curated record. Gene Ontology annotation, molecular function: prostaglandin F synthase activity. Gene Ontology annotation, biological process: prostaglandin biosynthetic process.